Dendronephthya gigantea is the source of this 1499-nucleotide messenger RNA. RefSeq names its product 3-oxoacyl-[acyl-carrier-protein] reductase FabG-like. The transcript has 10 exons. Gene Ontology annotation, molecular function: oxidoreductase activity. Lineage: Eukaryota; Metazoa; Cnidaria; Anthozoa; Malacalcyonacea; Nephtheidae. The coding region runs from base 243 to 1172 and encodes 309 amino acids. The record is from RefSeq and is a predicted model, not a curated record.
UAUUACCUUUGUUAGCUUAAUUUCAAUGGUUACACAUAUGCACUAAGUAUAGUGCGUGUAGUUAUACAAAUACAAAGCUAUUACUAUUCACCACAAUUAAAACGGAACAAAUUUUCUCUGUUCUAUUUUCAAGUCACACGAGCAACAGGUGGUCUGGAGGUUGUCUCUUCGGGUAGUACACAUCAGACUUCAGUUGUAUAUAAUUAUAAAGACUGCUGUUAUAAAUAUUGCAAUUAUUGCUCAUGGCCAACACGAGCGAAGUAAGAACAACAAAAAGUAAUACACUGCCUGGAAGUGCUUCAAGUAUAGUUCCUGCGCCCUCAUCCAACUUAAAUCUUAUGGAACCCUCUCAACUGCUCCCACCGGAUGAGGUCGAUUUGUUAAAAAUGGCGACUCACGAUCACAGCUCAUCAAAACUGCAAGGAAAAGUUGCCCUUAUUACUGGUGGUAGCUCAGGUAUUGGAGCAGUCACCGCAAUUCACUUCUCAUCUCUGGGCUGUAAAAUUGCAAUAACCGCAAGGUCAUUAAGAGGACUUGAGAAGACUGCGCAAGAAUGUAAUGAUGUUUUGACCAUUGAAGCAGAUGUUAAUAAUGAUGCAGAUGUGAAGCGCAUGGUUGAUUCAACCAUUCAACACUUUGGACGUCUGGACAUUUUGAUCAACAGUGCUGGGAUUCUCAGCAGGGGUACGAUUGAAACGACAAGCUUGGAAGAUUACGACAAAGUCAUGAAUACAAAUAUGAGAUCCGUAUUUCAGCUAACACAACUCUGCAUUCCCCAUUUGGUUAAAACUAAAGGUUGCAUUGUAAACGUUUCCAGUGUGACAGGAAUGAGAUCGUUUGCAGGAGUGUUACCUUAUUGCAUAUCAAAAGCUGCAAUGGAUCAAUUCACGCGGUGUAUUGCACUAGAACUAGCAGAAAAACAAGUUAGAGUAAACAGCGUCAAUCCAGGAGUGAUUAACACUGGUAUGCAUACGCGAGGGAUUGAGCCUUUGGACCAAAGUACAUUUGAAAAGUUCUUGGAACGCAGUAAAACCACGCACGCGUUGGGUAGAGUUGGCGAACCCGAGGAAGUAGCGAAGACCAUUGCAUUCUUGGCCUCGAGCGAUGCGAGUUAUAUCACUGGCGCGACCAUUCCAGUUGAUGGCGGCCGCCAUGCAAUGUGUGCACGUUGAUCAGAAAUUGUUUUGAUCAUUGAUAUAAAUAAACCUUGAUUGCUCAUCCAAUAAAAACACAACUUAAGGGACCAAGAUAGCAGCCAUGUUCUAUUUAAUGUAUCUCUAUAUAGAUCAGUGACACAUCUAGCCAAUCAGAAAACAGUCAAGAUAGAGGCGAAAGCCUUCAAAAUUGUACAUCUAAACAGCAGCAAUCCGGGUUUAUUCAUAUUGAUGGUAAAUACACACAUAUAUUAAUCAGCAACCGGUUGUUCAAAAGUUGAUUAGCCAAUCUCGGGAUUAGUAACGCAAAUAGACAAAUCAAAUUUAAAUUUUUUUCAAAAAAAU